CAAGAGGAGCAACAGCACACUGAGAGAGGAGGUACACAAAACACACAACAACAACAACAAGAGGAGCAACCGCACACUGAGAGAGGAGGUAAACAAACACACAACAACAACAAGAGGAGCAACAGCACACUGAGAGAGGAGGUAAAACAAACACACAACAACAACAACAACAAGAGGAGCAACAGCACACUGAGAGAGGAGGUAAACAAACACACAACAACAACAACAACAAGAGGAGCAACCGCACACUGAGAGAGGAGGUAAACAAACACACAACAACAACAACAACAAGAGGAGCAACAGCACACUGAGAGAGGAGGUAAACAAACACACAAUAACAACAACAAGAGGAGCAACCGCACACUGAGAGAGGAGGUAAAACAAACACACAACAACAACAACAAGAGGAGCAACAGCACACUGAGAGAGGAGGUAAACAAACACACAACAACAAGAGGAGCAACAGCACACUGAGAGAGGAGGUAAACAAACACACAACAACAACAACAAGAGGAGCAACAGCACACUGAGAGAGGAGGUAAACAAACACACAAUAACAACAACAAGAGGAGCAACAGCACACUGAGAGAGGAGGUACACACAGAUAUAAACACACAAUAACAACAGCACUCAAAACGUAUCA
This is a messenger RNA of Gymnodraco acuticeps, 643 nucleotides long. RefSeq names its product adhesion G-protein coupled receptor G6-like. Gene Ontology annotation, molecular function: G protein-coupled receptor activity; laminin binding. Gene Ontology annotation, biological process: myelination in peripheral nervous system; adenylate cyclase-activating G protein-coupled receptor signaling pathway; heart trabecula formation. Lineage: Eukaryota; Metazoa; Chordata; Actinopteri; Perciformes; Bathydraconidae. The record is from RefSeq and is a predicted model, not a curated record. Gene Ontology annotation, cellular component: membrane.